CUAGUAAAUCCCAAAUCCUUUUAUCUAUAAAAAGCUACACAGUCUGUAAGCUUCUUCAAUAUUCAGAGUUUCAAACAAACCCAUGGCUUCUCUUUCUUCUCUUAACUCCAUUUCUAGUGCUUCUUCAACUAGGUCCCUAUCCGCAAGCCAUAGUUCCUCUCCAAAGAAAACACAGAUUUCUGUGGUCCGUAAACCCAAACAUAAUCAUGUUAGGGUGAUCGAGUGCAGAGCUAAUAAAGAUCAUGAUCGUGAAAAUGAAACUACCAGCUUCAUUGAUAGAAGAAAUAUGCUUCUUGGUCUAGGAGGUUUAUAUGGUGCAAUAACAGCUGGGUUUGGUGCUGACCGUAUGGCCAUGGCGGCUCCAAUAGCUCCACCCGACUUAUCAAAAUGUGGUCCAGCAAAUCUUCCGGCUGGGGCGACACCAAUAAAUUGUUGUCCACCACCAGACACAAAGAUCGUCGACUUCCAAGUACCAUCUUCUUCAACUCCUCUUAGGAUCCGUCCAGCUGCUCAUUUAGUUGAUGAAGCUUAUAUUGCGAAAUAUAACAAAGCCUAUGAACUCAUGAGAGCUCUACCCGAUGACGAUCCACGUAGUUUUAAACAACAAGCUAAUGUCCACUGUGCUUAUUGUGAUGGUGCUUACGAUCAAGCUUUAGCUGGUUUUCCUAAGUUGGAAAUUCAAGUUCAUAAUUCAUGGUUGUUCUUUCCAUUCCAUAGAUAUUAUAUUUACUUCCAUGAGAAAAUCUUGGGCAGUUUAAUCGGUGAUCCAACCUUUGCUUUGCCUUUCUGGAAUUGGGAUUCUCCCGCUGGUAUGAAAAUGCCUUCUAUGUAUGCAAAACCAAGUUCUUCUCUUUAUGAUAAACUUCGUGACGUUAAACAUCAACCACCCUAUCUACUUGAUCUUAAUUACAAUCUUGUCGAUUCUAAUCUCCCUGCUACACAACAAUAUACAAGUAAUCUUACUACCAUGUAUCGUCAAGUGGUGUCUGGAGGAAAGACAGCAACACUUUUCCUUGGAUCCCCAUACCGAGCCGGUGGAGCAGCGAAUCCUGGUGCAGGAACACUUGAGAAUGUUCCACAUGGUCCGGUUCAUAUUUGGUCAGGAGAUAGAACCCAACCUAAUAUCGAAAACAUGGGUAAUUUCUAUUCUGCAGCUAGGGAUCCAAUCUUUUUCGCUCAUCAUUCAAACUGUGAUCGGAUGUGGACCAUAUGGAAAAGUUUGGGAGGAAACCGAAAGGAUUUCACUGAUCCUGAUUUCUUAAAUGCUGCUUUUCUUUUCUAUGAUGAGAAAAAACAGCUCGUGAGAGUAACGAUCAAAGAUUGUUUGGAACAAGAGAAUCUAAGAUAUAAGUAUCAAGAUGUGGAAAUUCCAUGGGUACAAACAAAACCUAAAACUCCUAAAGCAAGGAAGGUGGAAAAGAAAGUAGCAAAGAAAAAAUCCGUGGGCACGACUAAAUUCCCGAUAAUACUCGAUAAGACUGUACAAGUUUUGGUUAAAAGGCCUAAGACAAAGUCAAGAAGCAAGAAAGAAAAAGAAGAUAAAGAAGAGAUAUUGAUUAUAAGCGGCAUUGAGCUUGAAAGAGGUGCUCUUGUAAAAUUCGACGUUUUUAUCAAUGAUGAAGACGAAGUUGGCCCCGAAUCAAGUGAAUUUGCAGGCAGUUUUACUAAUGUACCACAUAAACAUGGAAAGAAAGACAAGAAAAUCAAGACUUGUUUGAGGUUAGGAAUCACUGAUAUUCUUGAAGAUUUAGACGCUGAAGAUGAUGAUGAUGUUCUUGUUACUAUAGUGCCCAGAGAUUCCGGAAGAGAGAAAGAGGUUGUUACUAUUGAAGGUAUCGAGAUCGAGUUUGAUUGAUAUAUCUUGAUUGAUUGAUCGUAAGAUGUUUGUGUUUUCUAUGUUUAUUACUGUAGCUGGUUUAUUUUCCUUUGAUGUAUGCGUGUGUUGUCGUAAUAAAUUUAUUGGUCAAGGUGUAUAUGGCCCUUGACCCAUUUGGCAUAUAUUCAACGUCUUAAAUG
Molecule: messenger RNA, 2016 nt
Organism: Papaver somniferum (opium poppy)
Lineage: Eukaryota; Viridiplantae; Streptophyta; Magnoliopsida; Ranunculales; Papaveraceae
Product: polyphenol oxidase, chloroplastic-like
Exons: 2
Coding region: 83-1855 (590 amino acids)
Biological process (GO): pigment biosynthetic process
Molecular function (GO): catechol oxidase activity
Source: RefSeq, a predicted model, not a curated record